This is a messenger RNA of Plasmodium relictum, 2388 nucleotides long. Its product is annotated as conserved Plasmodium protein, unknown function. Bases 1 to 2388 code for a protein of 795 amino acids. Lineage: Eukaryota; Apicomplexa; Aconoidasida; Haemosporida; Plasmodiidae. The transcript has 14 exons. The record is from RefSeq and is a predicted model, not a curated record.
AUGCGAGAAAAUACAAAAAGUAAUAUAAAAUAUUAUAAAAAAAAAAAUAAAAUAAUUUCAAAAUUUCAAGAAAUACUAAUAUCAAUGAGUAAUAAACUAUAUGUUAAAAAAAAACCGAUGAUGAAAAAAGAAGAUGAAUUAAACCUAAUAAAAGACUAUUUAAAUGAUUUAAAUAGUUGUACUCAAAAAUUAUAUAAUACAAAUUAUUAUAAUACAUUAUCUAAAUAUAAAGAAUUGAAUGAUAAAAAAGAAUAUUCUAUUUCAAACUGUUUAAGAACAAAAAGAAAUGAUGAAGAUCAGUUUAAAAGUAUAGAUUUUAAUGAUUAUUCUACAGAACUUGAUUCUGAAAACAGUUUUUCUGAAUGUUUAGAGGAACAAAAAGCCGAAGAAAGAAAAGAAAAGAAAAAAAAGAAGAAAAAAGUUAAAGAUUUAAAUGAAAAAAACAAAAAAAAAGACAUUAUUUUUUCUUUUAAUAAACAAACAUGUGACAAGAAUAUUACAAAAGAUAGUAGAUAUAAUAAUUGUGGAAUUUUAAAAAUAGAAAACAAAAACAGACUUUUUGACAAUUUGAGAGAUAGUUCAAACAAAGGCAAAUGCAUAAAUGAAGAAGAAAUAUCAUAUAAUAUAAAUGAUUGUUCCACUUCUUUCUAUGAUAACAAAAAAAAAAAAGAAACACUAUCUUUGUGCAAAGAAUUAUCUAAUAAAACUACUUGUGAAAAUGAAUUAAAUACAUGUAAAAAAAAAAUAAAAAAAAAUAAAAUAAAAAAUUCUGAUUAUAAUAGUAUAAAGAUUAAUAACGGAUAUUGUGAUGAUGAAAUAAUUAAAAAAUUUGAUGUCAAUGAAAGUUCUGAAGCAAACAAAGAUAUAGAUAGUGAGGUUUUUUAUAAUAAAGAUGAAAAAAAAAAUAUCAAAUGUAAACUUGACAAAUCUUAUAAAUUUUCAAAUAUAAAGCAUCUAAAAAAUUUUAAAAUAAAAGAUUUAAAAGAGAAAGAACAAAAUAUAAUAUUUUCUAAUGAACGAGAAAAAGAAUUAUUUCAAUAUUUAAUUUUAAAAGCAAUAAAUGAGAUAGAAAGUAUUAGUUGUAAGUUAGAACAUAAAUACAAAAAUGAACUUACGUGUAGAGUAAAUAAAAUAAGAAAUGAAUAUGAACAAAAGAUAAAAGAAUUAUUAAAAAAAAAAGCCUACUUGUGUGUAGAAAGUGAAAGAAUGAUUGAAAAAGAUAAAGACAAUAAAGAGUUAAUAAGGAAAUUAGAAAACACUAAAAAUAUAUUAUUAGAUCAAAUAGAGACAUUAAGAAGAAAAAAUGAAUUGAUGUAUGAUAAAUGUUUUCAAAAAGAGUUAUUUAAAAAUAAAAAUGAGUUGGAAAUAAAAAAAUUAACUGAUCAAAUAGAUUUAGGAAAGAAGCAAAUUGAAGAUUAUGAAAAAAGAAUAAAUAUGCUAAAUGAAGAUUUAAAUAAAAGCUAUGAAAAUUUUUUUUAUUAUCAAAAUAAAUGGAAUGAUUGCGAAAGAACUCUACAUCAAAAAGAGGAUGAAAUAAUAAAAUUAAAAAAUCAGUUAGAAAAAUGUUUGAUAGAAAAAAAUGAGGUUGAUGAAAAGUUAAAAUAUACACAAAAUCAAAAUAUGAAAAUAGAAGAAGACAACGAUUAUUUGAUGAAUGAGUUAAAUAAAACAAAAUUACUAGUUGUAAAAUUAAAAGAAGAGAUUGAAGAAAUUACUCAAAACAAGGAAUACAUGGCUUCUUGCUAUAAAAAUGAAGAAAAAAAGUUGAAAGAAGAUUUAGAAAAUUACAAAACAAAAUGUGCUUUAUUAGAAAAUAAAAAGGGUUCACAACUUUUAGAAGAAAAAUAUAAAAAAAUUGAAAAUAGACUAAAAGAUAUAGAAAAUGAAAAGAGCAUUUAUGAGAGAACAUGUUUAAAAAAUGAAAAAAUACAAAAAGAUUUAGAAAUGGAAAUAAAAAACUUAAAAAAUGAAUUAUAUGAAUGCAAAAAUAAAUUACAUAUAAUGAAUAAAUCUACUAAUUAUAAUUUCCAAAUACCUAUAUAUAAUUCUAAUAUAAAUGAUGAAGUAUUAAAAGAAAAUAUAGAAGUUAAAGAAAAUAAUGAAUUACAAAAAAAUGAUACAGAAAUUUAUAAAAAUGAAACAUUUGAAAAACCGUCUGAUAUAAAACAUAAGAUAAAUUCUUUAGAAAAGCAAUUAAUCUUAAUAAGAUUAGAAAAGACUAAUAGGGAAUCGGAACUAAUAAGGUGUCCUAAAUACGGGAGAAAAGCUGAAGAAAUAAAAAGAAAAGAAUUUUUAGAAACCAGACUCAAAUAUCUUGAUGAUAAAAUAAAUAUGCUUAAUAAAAAUUUAAAAUACAUUAGAAUGAAAAAUAGCACCAAUGCUUUCUAA